CUCUAGCUCUGCUACUCCGACUUCCUUGGCUGCUUAUGGCAUCGCGACAAUUCCACACGAAGACAAGAACCGGCUGCUCCAACUGCAAGAGGCGACAAGUCAAGAUAGGCUCGACAUUAUCCAUCCAUUGAGACGUGCUACUCCAAAUCCGUGCGUACUGCACAUCACUAACCGGUUGGUAAGGCUGGGAAAUGCUGCUCCAGAAGGUGGGGAAGGAUAUCAAAUCCUCGCUCUUCCUGGCACUAAGCCAACGUCAACCACGAAUCCAGAAACCAAGCAGUAGACUGAUGUUCGGUUAUCAUCAAUGAUAUUCUACCCGCGGCAGUAAACGAGGCGGAUGCUUCCUGCCCACGUGUAGACGCCAAUCGUGCGUUGGGCUGAAUGAUAAGGACCAAGGGUCGGUCAGCUUACAGGUCCAGAUCCUUGGGCUUACUCAGGUCAAGCUGAGGCAAUACGAGAAUGACCAGUAACAAGUGAUAAGUCACUGUCCACGGGCGUCGCUGAUUGGAGCAGAUAUUCACUUCCACCGCCUCAUACGAGCUAUGAGAGGUGCGGUACAGCUGAUCUGAGGCUCUUCAUUGCGUGAAUGUCACUUCAGGCAGAGAUGGGUUGUUUAUCCAUCUCUUUUGUGUCGCAUCCCUGUCGUUUCAGCCUUGUGCAACACAAACCUGCGUGACAGAUUGACAGCGAGCUCAAGAUGUUUGACUAUCUCAUAGUCGGUGCUGGCCCGUCGGGCUUGUGCGCUGCGAAAACCAUACUCGAAUGUGAGCCUGACGCCAAAGUGAAGAUUCUCGACGCGAACAAAACUAUCGGCGGCGUAUGGUCCAAGGAAAACAUCUACCCAGGUCUCAAGACGAACAAUCUGCGUGGUGGCAUCGACUUCUCCGACUUUCCUAUGCACGAUGGCUUCGGCAUCCCUGACGGCCAACAUCCAACAGGCGAAGUCAUGCACGAGUACUAUCAAGCCUACGCUGAGCGGUCCGACCUCUUGAGAUUGAUUGAAUUUGACACCAAAGUCUGCGACAUCUCACGACUCGAGGGUUCGCAAGGCUGGAGAUUGAAAACCGAAACUGGCUCCAACGAAUUCCAAACCAAAAAACUGCUCAUUGCCACCGGCAUCACGAACCUUCCUCAUCGACCGGUCCUGCAAGGCGCAGAAGACUUCGGCGGCCCAAUUAUCCACUCGGCAGAGCUAGGACUUAAGGGAUCCUUCCUCUUCGAAAAUCCUUCCGUCAAAACCGUCGCCGUCCUCGGUGGUGGAAAAUCAGCAUACGAUUCUGUCCAAGUCGCAGGCAAGGCAGGUCGCCAGGUCGAAUGGAUCAUCCGCAAGUCCGGCAAAGGUCCUGAAUGGAUCUUCCCCAGCCGCACCAAGAUCGGUCCCUUCACGAUCCCACGGGAAUUUCUGCCAUCGCGACGAAUCGUCUCGUUCUUUAGCCCAUGUCUUUGGAACGACGGAUUCAGCAUGAUCAGAGACUUCCUGCACUCCACCACCCUGGGCAAGAUGAUUGCACAGAAAUUUUGGGCAAACCUGCACGCAGCAACGAUAACGGACUGCGGCAUGCGCAACCACGAAAAAACCAGCGUCUUGGAGCCCGAGACAAGUCCCUUCUGGUACGGCACCGCCUCAGGCGUGUACAACUUCGAGAAGGACAUCUACACGAUGAUCAAGACCGGCCAAGUGCGCGUGCACCGCGAAGACAUCUCGCACCUCUCCCCCGGCCACAUCAAUUUCACCAACGGCACCUCGAUCCAAGUCGACGCACUCAUCACGGCCACCGGCUUCUCCGCCCAUCCCACACUGUCAUUCACACCCAUCAGCAGCCGUUCCGACCUCGGCGUCCCCUCGACGCACCUCACCCACGCGCAGCAAGCAUUCUGGGCUGACAUGAACGAAAAAGCCGACCUGCGCAUCGCCACCCAGUUCCCGCGCCUGCUCAGCGGCCCCUUCCUCUCGCCCAGCAGCAGCACAAUCAAGCAGUACAACCCGGGCGUCGACAAAGAGAUGGAUUACUCCCCGUUUCGCUUGUACCGUGGCAUCGCGCCUCCUGGGCCCACCACGCACGGCGACCACUCAUUGGCGUUCGUGAGCAUGUUCAGCAACCUGGCGAACACGCCACGCUGCGAACUCCAAUGUCUCUGGGCAUACGCCUAUCUAAACCACAAGCUCGACAUCGACACGCGGACCGUGUUCGACGAGACGGCGCUCAUGGCUCGGUUCGCCCACUUCCGGGCCCCGUUCGGCCACGGUCGGUUCUUCCCGGAUCUGGUGUUCGAUCAGGUUCCCUACUUCGAUCUCUUGCUGCAGGAUCUUAAGUUGCCGUACUGGAGGAAGCCAAAUCUGUUCGCCGAGUUGUUUUGGAGCUAUCGCGCAUCGGACUACAAGGGCGUGGUGCAGGAGUGGCUGCAUGCGAAUGCAGGCGUGGUCAAGGCAGUGGGUUCGGAGAAGACGCCUCUUCUAAGCAAUUCCGUGUAGAUACGAUAAGGUCUCGAAGGGCAUCAAGCCUACGCAGCAUGGACAGGACUAGACGAGCGAAUUUAUAGACUUCACAUGCAAAUAUGAU
Exophiala xenobiotica is the source of this 2561-nucleotide messenger RNA. RefSeq lists its product as uncharacterized. NCBI's taxonomy places the organism in Eukaryota, Fungi, Ascomycota, Eurotiomycetes, Chaetothyriales, Herpotrichiellaceae. The coding region runs from base 698 to 2473 and encodes 591 amino acids. Gene Ontology annotation, molecular function: NADP binding; N,N-dimethylaniline monooxygenase activity; flavin adenine dinucleotide binding. The transcript has 4 exons. The record is from RefSeq and is a predicted model, not a curated record.